AAAAGAUAACAAAAAAAUGAUGAAAAAUGUACCUGAACACGAUUUUCAAAUUAUUAAGAAGUAUUUAUAUACAUGUUAAUAUUUUGUGAAUGAAAAGUGUAAAAUAUGACAAGAUAUCUCAUCAAAUUUGGAAACUUUUAAGAAGACUGGUUGUACUGUGAUACCAUUAAUUAUUAUCUUCGCGCGAUCUUCCAAAAUAUAAUGUUUCGUUAUGGCAGUGAAAUACUUGGAUGGUCCUUUUGUGUUCAGACUCAACGACAAUGGUACAGGACCACAUCUUCUUACACAGGUUUGUACGGAACGUGGUUGGAGAGAAUAUACUGGCGAAAAUAAUGUAUUCAAAGAUCGAUGGAAUUUAUGGUGGCGAUCCGGCGGUUUCCCUUUACCCCAUUAUAAGUUAUUACUUCCAUGGCAGUUUAUCAACAGAAUUCCAAAAGGAAGUUCAAUCUGUAGAAAAGACAAUCUUAUCCGUCAUCUUAGAUGCAUGAAAAAGAUGCAUGGCUCGAUUUAUGAUUUCAGUCCUGUAGGAUAUAAUUUGCCAUCGGAAUAUACUAAAUUAGCGGAAGAAUGGAGUCGUUGCGAGCAUGAUAGAGUUUGGAUCUGUAAACCAGUUGGUCAAAGUCAAGGCAAAGGGAUUUUCUUAUUUCGUAAAUUAAGUGAUCUUACAUAUGAUAAUGCAGCAGUAGUCCAAAGAUAUAUUGAAAAUCCUCUUUUAAUCGGAGGCUAUAAAUUCGAUUUACGAUUGUACGUGUGCGUACCUUCUUAUCGACCUCUGACGAUAUACUUGUACAAAGAAGGAUUGGCACGAUUUGCUACGGAAAAAUUUUCAUUAGAACAUUUAAAUGAUUCUUUCCGACAUCUCACUAACUUUUCCUUGAAUAAGUUGGGUCCAGGAUAUUCUGAGAAAAAAGAACGCAUCGGUUCUGGUUGUAAAUGGACUUUUAGACAAUUAAGAAGAUAUUUUGAGCAAGCUGGAUAUUACGAUUGGUUCCUUUGGCAGAGGAUAGCUUGUUUAAUUAGUUUAACGAUACUAAGUCAAGCCGCGAGCAUACCAAAAUCUUCCAAUUGUUUUGAAUUCUUUGGAUUUGAUGUAUUAAUUGAUAAAAAUUUAAAACCAUGGUUAUUAGAGGUGAAUCUUAGCCCAGGUUUAAGUAAUGAUUGCGAGAUUGAUUCUGAAGUGAAAAAACCUUUGCUGCAUGAUUUAUUCGAUUUAUUAGGUCUUCCAGUAUGCAAUACUGGACUUUCUCUUUUUACAAUAUGGUCAGCAAUUGAUGACGAGGUUGAAAUGUCUUCCAAGUAUUGUACAAAUCGAACAAUGAAAAAAAAAUCGAGAACUUAUCGGGAAACUGAUGGUUUUUUAAACAUAUGCACGGAACUUCGGCCUACUCUCAAACAUUCAACCACCAACAAUUCUUCAAAUUUGUGGUCUCUUUACACUCCCUUAUUAGUGGAUAAAUACAUUCCACGCGGUUUUCAGGGUAAUAACCCACAAAACAACGAUAAAACAUCAAUAUGGGAUAAUGGUAAAGAUUGGAGUAAACCAUGUACAAGUGAAGGAGGAUGGGUUCGCAUUUAUCCAUUGAUAUCAAUAAAACCUAAAUAUACUAUUGAUUAUGUAUCUUUAUCAGAAACUACAAGAAAGAUAGAAAAAGAAAUUAGAAAUACAGUUAUUUCUAUACAAAAAUAUUUGAAAGCUGCCAAAGAAGUGCACAAGAAAAAUGAAAAAUAUAGAGACGAACAAUAUAAUGCUAUGUUACGAAAAAUGUUAGAACUUAAUACUGAAAUUUGGCUGCCAUCGAAGUGAUUAAACUUAAUAUUCUCUAUAUUUUAUUCAUCUUUUAAGUAAAUUUCAGCACAAUGCUUUGACCAAUUAAAUUUUAUAAUUCUACAUUUAAGACACAUUUUUAACACGUAAAAAUGUUUUUCAAUAUUUUUAAUAGCAAGAUAUUUUUAAAAUCAUAUUAUAAUUGUGAUAGAAUUGUGAUGUUAAUGAAAAUAUCAUGUAUACUAUAUCAUUGUGUUCUAAAAUAUCACAUAUAAAUUAUAGGAUAAAGGUGCAGAAUAUUUAUAUUCACCAAGAAAUUCUCGGUUUAUUGAACUUUUUUUUUUUGCAAAUGUACAUUAAUUCACUCCCUUUGCUGCUAACCUCUUGUCGCGCUCUUCGGCAAUUGAAAGUUUAACACCUUUGUCUCUUGGUAAGCUAAUGUAUGGCUUUGUACCUUUGCCAAUGAUAAAUACAUUGUUCAACCUAAACAAAUAAUUUAUAUUAUAUUAUAAGAAUUAAUCAAUAUAAAGAAUAAUCAAUAUAAAGAAUAAAUUUUAAAAUAAUCAUGUUUCCUUAAUGGGUAAUACUGAAAAGUCUAUGCAAGAACAAUCAGAGACCAAUAUUAAAGAAAUUUAUUUUGGCCAUCUUUUGACUACAAUAAUUUUUAUAAUAUAUUAUAGCUUCGAUUAUGGCCAUCAUAAAUAAGUUUAUUUUUUUUAUAAAAAUUUAAAUUAUAUUAUAAUAAAUUAUAAUUAAAAAUAAAAUAUAUAUAACAAUAAAUAAAAUGUAAAUAAAAAUAAAAAUGCAAAAUACCUUGUAGCAAAAGUA
Apis cerana (Asiatic honeybee) is the source of this 2593-nucleotide messenger RNA. Its product is annotated as putative tubulin polyglutamylase TTLL2. Gene Ontology annotation, biological process: microtubule cytoskeleton organization; protein polyglutamylation. Gene Ontology annotation, cellular component: ciliary basal body. Lineage: Eukaryota; Metazoa; Arthropoda; Insecta; Hymenoptera; Apidae. Gene Ontology annotation, molecular function: tubulin-glutamic acid ligase activity; tubulin binding. The record is from RefSeq and is a predicted model, not a curated record.